Aureococcus anophagefferens is the source of this 657-nucleotide messenger RNA. RefSeq lists its product as hypothetical. The annotation marks the transcript as partial. The transcript has a single exon. Lineage: Eukaryota; Pelagophyceae; Pelagomonadales; Pelagomonadaceae. Gene Ontology annotation, biological process: protein dephosphorylation. Gene Ontology annotation, molecular function: protein serine/threonine phosphatase activity. The record is from RefSeq and is a predicted model, not a curated record.
GUUUUGGACGGCCACGGCGAGGCCGGCGACCUCGUGAGUGGCUACUACAAGGAGAAGUACCUCGACGAGGUCUUCGCGCACGCGGCGUGGCCCGGCGACGUCGAGGGCAUGAAGCGCGCGUCGCGCGACGUGCUGCUCAAGCUCGAGCGCGAGCUCAUCGGGAACAAGGCCGUGGACACGGAGUUCUCCGGGUCGACCUACGUCUUCGCGGCGUUGCGCGGCGGCGCGCUGCUCGUGUCGAACGUCGGCGACUCGCGCGUGACGCUCGGCGUCGAGGUCGACGGCGCCAUCGUCGCGCGGCCCGUGUCCAUAGACCACAAGCCCGACGCGCCGGCCGAGAAGGCGCGCAUCCUCGGCGCGGGCGGCCGCGUCUUCGCCGUCGAGUACGACGACGGCGUCGACGGCCCGCCGCGCGUCUGGCUGGGGCACAUGGACGUGCCGGGGCUCGCCAUGAGCCGCUCGGUGGGCGACGUCGUCGCCCACGCCGCGGGCGUGUCCACGGAGCCCGAGUUCUUCGUCCACCCCGUCUCCCACGAGGACCGCUUCCUCGUCUCCGCCACGGACGGGCUCUGGGAGUUCCUCACGGACGACGAGGUCGUCGCCAUGGUCGCCAAGGUCGCCAUGGAGACGGGCAGCCCCAAGGCCUGCGUCGAGGCG